AUGCACGGUCGUUAUCAACUACAAUUCGAAGCUGCUUGGGCAUUAACAAAUAUUGCCUCGGGUACCCAGGAGCAGACCCGCGUGGUGGUAGAAUGUGGCGCUAUUCCUCUAUUUGUUGAAUUAUUAAGAUGUCCUAAGGAAGAAGUUCGCGAACAAGCUGUCUGGGCAUUGGGCAAUAUUGCUGGAGAUUCACCAAGUUGUAGAAAUCUAGUUCUUGAUGGUGGGGCACUCCCGCCACUACUUGAACAACUAAACACCCCGGGCUCAAAGGUCGCUAUGCUGCGAAAUGCAACCUGGACUCUCUCGAACCUUUGCCGAGGGAAGCCCGCUCCCGUGUUUGAGAAAGUUUCUCCCGCUUUGCCAGCAUUGGCAGUUCUUAUUUACUCCGAUGAUGCUGAAGUAUUAACUGAUGCUUGUUGGGCCCUUUCUUAUCUAUCUGAUGGUCCUAAUGAUCGUAUUAAGGCCGUACUUGAGGCAGGUGUCUGCGCACGUCUAGUAGAAUUAUUAAGUCAUCAAUCUAAUCUUGUGCAGACACCAGCAUUACGUGCUGUAGGAAAUAUUGUUACAGGGGACGAUACACAGACACAAGUAGUAUUAACAUGUGGUGCCUUACCUAAGUUAUUAACAUUAUUAUCUUCUACUAAGAAAAAUGUACAAAAAGAAGCAUGUUGGACUGUAUCUAAUAUAACUGCAGGUAAUAAGGACCAGAUCCAAGAAGUAUUAGAUAGCGGAGCAAUUCCUGCCUUAUUACAUCUAUUAGAGACCGCAGACUUUGAUACAAAAAAGGAAGCCGCAUGGGCUGUUAGUAAUGCUGUUAGUGGUGGUACAGAUAUGCAGGUAAAUAUAAUUAAUUAA
Eimeria maxima is the source of this 855-nucleotide messenger RNA. Its product is annotated as importin alpha, putative. The coding region runs from base 1 to 855 and encodes 284 amino acids. Gene Ontology annotation, molecular function: nuclear import signal receptor activity; protein binding. Gene Ontology annotation, cellular component: nucleus. The record is from RefSeq and is a predicted model, not a curated record. Gene Ontology annotation, biological process: NLS-bearing protein import into nucleus. The transcript is spliced from 8 exons. Lineage: Eukaryota; Apicomplexa; Conoidasida; Eucoccidiorida; Eimeriidae.